Penicillium paradoxum is the source of this 1854-nucleotide messenger RNA. RefSeq names its product putative feruloyl esterase (gene faeB-2). The coding region runs from base 1 to 1854 and encodes 617 amino acids. NCBI's taxonomy places the organism in Eukaryota, Fungi, Ascomycota, Eurotiomycetes, Eurotiales, Aspergillaceae. The transcript has 3 exons. The record is from RefSeq and is a predicted model, not a curated record.
AUGCGCGCUCUUAACGACAGUAUCGACAUCAUCGCGGAGAGAUUCGAGGCUUGGACACUUCGAAUGGAUGCCACACUACAAGACACACCAAUUCCUGAGAAGGCGAAGAUGGUUUCCAUCGAAGCAGCUAGGUGGAGAGCCCAGAAAUGCGAAUGGGAGGAGGAAUAUUUCACUUGCCAGGAGGAACUUGACGAUAUGGAGGUGCAACUUACGAUUCAACUCGAGAGACUGAGGGCUUUAAGGCAAACGUUGCUCCAUGGGCGUGUCAUCAAUAUGACUCGACUUAAGAGAUUGCCUCUGGUGGCUCUGGCCUCGCUUGCUCUGGCCAGCCAGGAUGCCUUCCAAUCCAAAUGUGCCGGGUUUGGUGCCCAAAUUGACAUUCCUGAUGUCAAGGUCAACUUUGUAGAGUUUGUGCAGGGAGGCACCGAUGUGUCUUUGGCUGGCAAUCCCCCGAGCUGUGGUAGAUUGAGCCAGGCGGUCUCGGUAGAUCUGUGCCGAGUCGCCAUGGCCGUGUCAACUUCCAACAGUGGCGAGAUCACGUUAGAGGCCUGGUUUCCUCGUGAGUACCAGAGUCGUUUCUUGAGCACUGGAAACGGCGGUAUUGCUGGGUGCAUUCAAUACUUUGAUCUCGCGUAUACCGCACAGUUAGGCUUUGCCGCGGUCGGCACGAACAACGGACACAAUGGUACCUCAGGAGAGGCUUUCUACCAUAACCCCGAAGUGAUCAAAGACUACGCAUACCGUGCUCUCCACACUGGAGUGGUUGUGGGCAAGCAACUCACCAAGCAAUUCUAUGAUCAGGGUUUCAAGAAGAGCUAUUUUCUCGGAUGUUCGACUGGUGGCCGCCAAGGUUGGAAGUCUAUUCAGAAAUAUCCCAAUGACUUUGACGGGGUAGUUGCUGGUGCUCCGGCUAUCAACUUUGUCAACCUGUCUUCAUGGAGGGCAAGGUUCUACCCUAUCACCGGUCCACCGUCUUCAGAAACGUUCCUGUCGACAGCUGAAUGGAAGAUUGUCCAUGAGGAAAUCCUCCGUCAGUGUGAUGCCAUCGAUGGCGCCGAGGAUGGAAUCAUCGAAGACCCAGAUCUCUGCCGUCCUGUCCUAGAAUCCUUGACUUGUGACCCCAGUGUGCCGAACAAGACAAGCUGCCUUACUAGCGCCCAAGUCAAUACUGUGGAGCAAGUGCUGUCGCCAUUCUAUGGACUCGACGGCACUAUUCUAUAUCCACGCAUGCAACCUGGCUCUGAAGUUCUCACGGCAACUACUUUAUACAAUGGCAAACCGUUCCAAUACAGCCAAGACUGGUUCCGGUACGUUGUAUACAAUGAUUUGUCUUGGAGCGGAGAAAGCUUCACAAUACAAGACGCCGCGGUUGCUCUCGCUCAGAACCCAUACAACAUCCAGACCUGGGAAGGGGAUAUAUCAUCUUUCAAGAAUGCCGGUGGUAAGGUCCUACACUAUCAUGGCCUCCAGGACCCAAAGAUCAGCUCCGAGAUCUCCAAGAUGUACUACUCCCACGUGUCGAACACCAUGAAGCUACCUCCCUCAAAGUUGGAUGAGUUCUAUCGCUUCUUUCAAAUCAGCGGCAUGGGCCAUUGCGGCGAUGGCGACGGCGCCAAUGGUAUUGGGCAUGGCACCAAUACAUACAAUGGAGUUCACCCAGAGGACAAUGUUCUUAUGGCCAUGGUACAGUGGGUCGAGGAUGGCAAGGCACCAGAUACUGUUCGGGGUGCGAAAUUUUCCAAUGGCCCUGGUUCGAAGAUUGAAUAUGAGCGCAGACACUGCCGUUGGCCACGCCGUAAUGUCUUCACGGGCCCCGGGGACUACAAAGAUGAGAAUGCUUGGGCGUGCAUUUAG